This is a messenger RNA of Aspergillus tanneri, 1752 nucleotides long. RefSeq names its product DEAD/DEAH box helicase. The coding region runs from base 1 to 1752 and encodes 583 amino acids. NCBI's taxonomy places the organism in Eukaryota, Fungi, Ascomycota, Eurotiomycetes, Eurotiales, Aspergillaceae. Gene Ontology annotation, molecular function: ATP binding; RNA helicase activity; RNA binding. Gene Ontology annotation, cellular component: nucleus. The transcript has 9 exons. The record is from RefSeq and is a predicted model, not a curated record.
AUGGACGGCUUCGAGGUCUCCGAUAUGAGCAAUGCGCUCAAAGACAUCACUGACGGUCAAAACAAAAAGGCUGAGGCCGCAAGUGCUGCUCGUGAAAAAGGGUGGGCGGAGCCCGAAGGCUACGACUACUCCAUGUACAACAACAUUGUGCCCCCUAUUGACAAGCCUGCUGAAGUCCCCAGUCCGGAACGACAGCUUCCCGAGUGGGCGGCCAAGGCUGCUAAAUACGAAUGGAACGAUGAGUACGGAGAUAUUGGUCCCAAGAAUGAAGAGCUUGAGGAAAUGCUCUUCCGCAACGAGUACAUCAACCGAGCUGGGCUUAAGCUUGGCAAUCUGCAGAACAUAGAAGUGAUUGCAGAGAGUCGUGAGCGCCCAAAGCCGGUCAAGAAUUUUGAUGAUGCUGGAUUGCACCCUAUCAUGCGUCAGAAUAUCCUUCUGUGUCGGUAUGAAUACCCAACACCUAUCCAGGCAUACGCCAUUCCUGCCGUCCUCACCGGUCACGACCUCAUUGCGAUUGCGCAGACCGGAUCUGGGAAAACUGCAGCAUUCUUGAUCCCUGUUCUUUCGCAAUUGAUGGGAAAAGCCAAAAAGUUGGCCGCUCCUCGGCCCAACCUGGCUGCUGGGUACGACCCGGCAGUUGAUGCUGUCCGUGCAGAGCCUCUGGUGUUAGUGGUUGCUCCUACGAGAGAGCUGUCAACCCAGAUUUUCGACGAGGCACGUCGUCUGUGCUAUCGCUCAAUGCUUCGUCCGUGUGUUGUCUAUGGUGGUGCCCCCGUGCGUGACCAGAGAGAUGAGCUGCAAAAAGGAUGUGAUAUUCUCAUUGGCACUCCUGGAAGACUAUUGGACUUCAUGGAUAAACCCCACAUCCUCUCGCUCCGCCGUGUCAAAUAUACCAUCAUUGACGAGGCCGACGAGCUUCUCCAGUCUGACUGGGAAUCGGACUUCAACAAGAUCAUGUCCGGUGGGGACGUCAACGAAGAUGCGGACCACCGUUACAUGAUGUUUUCUGCAACAUUUAACAAAGCUUGUCGUGAACUGGCUCGUAAGUUCCUGGCAGAUGACCAUGUCCGUGUUCGCAUUGGACGCCCUGGGAGCACGCAUAUCAAUGUGGACCAAAACAUCGUCUACGCGGAGGACCAUCUCAAGAAGCAAUGUCUCUACGACUUGCUUCUUGCCAUGCCGCCCUCUCGGACUUUGAUUUUUGUGAACUCUAAGACCCAGGCUGACUUUCUGGAUGACUACUUGUACAACAUGGGCUUACCCAGUACUUCUAUUCAUUCCGAUCGUACCCAGCGGGAGCGUGAAGAUGCUUUGCGUGCUUUUCGUACCGCCAAAUGCCCUAUCAUGGUUGCCACUGGCGUUUCCGCGCGCGGUCUUGACAUCAAGAAUGUGAUGCACGUUAUCAACUUCGACCUUCCUCGUUCCGGCCAUGGCGGUAUUACUGAAUAUAUCCAUCGGAUUGGUCGCACUGCACGCAUUGGUAACGAAGGACUUGCAACCUCGUUCUACAAUGACAGGGACUCAGAAAUUGCUCCAGAGCUGGUCAAUAUCCUGAUCGAGAGCAAACAAAAGAUUCCUGACUUCCUCGACUCCUACAAGCCGUACAAUAACGAGGUUAAUUUCGACGAUGAUACCGAUGACGAGGCCAACGAGAACCACGAUGAAGGAAACAUUGAUACUGGGAAUUCCUGGGGCGGCAUUUCUAUGGAUUCUUCCAAUGAUGCCCUAGAUGCUACCGCUGACUGGGAGUGA